AUAGAAAAACAAUGCAAGGGAGAUAGACAAUGAUGAUGAUGAUGAUGAUGAUGAUGAUAAUGCUGUUGAUGACGAUGGGAGGUCAUUGCGAUGAGGUCAGAGGCGUGACCUUACCUUUCUGUGACCUCAUGAGCUUUGAAGGUCAUGAGGUCACCUGUAGAUGUUCCCCCCCCAAGAUCUCUACUCCCUCCUCUCCCUCUUUGGUCAUCUCCACAAAUCUCCAGCGCCUAACUGUGGAGAACUGCAAGGAGGUGGACAUCUCCCGGACACUCACCUCCCUCCCUCACCUCCUCUCCCUCACUCUCACAGGCGUGGGAGAGAUAAAAGCUUCAAAAACUGGAGAAAUUAAGAGGACAUUAAAUCUACUUAAGUUACUCAUUGAAAAAUCGAGCAUUCCCGUUUUCUCUGGUGAUCUCUUCAAUGGUAGGCUCCAGCAGAACGCAUCCAUCACAAUUCUUAACAGUAAAAUCAAUAUUAUUACCUCCCAUGCGUUCUCAGGCGUCCCUAGCUUAUACAGACUACAGAUAAAGGACUCAUACAUAGGAUACAUACAGCGAAACGCAUUUGGGACCGGUGGAUUGAGAGUGGACAAGGUGGAAAUGAGUAGGUGUGUGGUUGGCGAGAUUGAGAGUGUGGGAGUGUGGAUCGGGUGGACCGGGUUACUGCAUAUUGACUAUAGCAAGAUCAACAGGUUAGCACAGGGAGGCAUCAGGGUCAACCAGGCUUACUAUUUAUACGUCACUCGCUCCACCCUGCUUCAGUACCACCCUGGCGGCAUCAGAGGCAGGGUGCUGGAAGGGGCUGUGCUUGAUUUGAAUGUUAUUGACCCUGUCGCUAAUUUACAAUAUGUUUUUAACCCUGCCACUGGUCCUAACUUCUUGUCACCCUUGUCUGAUCAUUCUACAGCCUCAUCCUUUCAGUUUUCCCCUGCCAAACACCCUGCCAGCUCACACAUCCAUACUCCAUCCCCUGCUAACCUUGCUUUUGCUUAUAACUCACCCCUGCAACCUCUUUCUACCCCUACACCACUUCAGUACCCUGCCAAUACCUCUGUCAUUCACUCUAAGCAUUACCAGUCCCCUGCCACGAAUUCUGACCCUGUUUCACCCCUGCCAGGUAUUUCUACACCUUCCCCGUUCCUCCCUAACCCUGCCAACCCUGUAUUUGACUCUGCCACUUCGGUAUUUCACUCCCCUUCACCCCUGCCAAGUGUUCCCACCUCUGCACCCGUCUCAUUCCUCCCUGUCGAGAUCCCAGCCUCCCCUGCCACACCCUACACGCCUCCUCCGUCCCCUGUCACCCCUGCUUACUCCCCUACCGGUUAUCCACCUUCUCUCACCUCUGUCUCUGCUUCUGUCACACCCUUCACCCCUGUUCCACACUCCACAGCUCCCUACAUCACCCCUGCCCCUUCCCUUCUCACCACCCCUGCUAGAUCACCCCUGCCAGCGUUCUCUAACCUUGAAAAUAAAAAACAUGCAUCUUAUAAUACUGUUAAAAAUAACCCGUUUUCUGUCGUAGGUGGUGGUUUGUACGAUAGAAAACAGGUUUCUAGUGUGUUUCCUGGUCAUUCUUAUCGCUAUGUUAGAGAACUUAGAGAACAGUUGGUUUCUUAUCCAUCUGGGACAUACUUUGAUCCGUCUACCCAUCUGUAUGUUAGAGACCAUUACGAGAACGAGGUUUCUAAUGCUGCUGUUUCGUUGUAUGAUAGAGAACAGGAAGAGAACAUUAGUUUUCUCUUUUCUAGUCACCCUGAUGCCACGUUUUCACAAAGAAGAAACCAUUUAGGCUGUGGAAAUACAAACAGGUUUCAUGAGAGGGAAAGAAUGGUUUCUAGCGCAUACAGUGACUUGUACGGUAGAGAACAACAUGAUGGAGUGGUUUCUAGUGUACAUGGAGACACAGAGGCGAGAGAGCACGGUAUCAAUGUGGUUUCUAGUGAGCACAAUGGUUUAUAUCAAGGAAAACAAUAUGGUAACAGCGAAACUACCUCUAGAAACCACGCAUAUAGUGACUUCUACGCUAGAGAACAUGAUGGAGUGGUUUCUAGUGCACAGAGAGACACAGAGGCGAGAAAACACGGUAUCAAUGUGGUUUCUAGUGAACGCAGUGGUUUUAUGAAGGAGAGCAAGAAGAUAACAGCAAAACCACUUUGUACAGCAGAGAACAUGGAGAGUUUUCUAGUGCACGGAGAGACACAGAGGCGAGAAAACACGGUAUCAAUGUGGUUUCUAGUGAACGCAGUGGUUUUUAUGAAGGAGAGCAAGAAGAUAACAGUGAUAACAGCAAAAGAAGCUUCAGAAACCACCACGGCCGGCCUUUCUUCGACGUGACAGCUUACCCGCGGAGAAGUGACGAAGGUGCUGGUGAAGAUCAAGUCACCUCAACAUCUCCCUUCAUUCACCUCACCUCUAACACAUUCACCACCCUCCCACGAGCCUCGCCUCUGCUCAUCACUCACGCUGGUGUU
Messenger RNA from Portunus trituberculatus (swimming crab), 2470 nucleotides. RefSeq lists its product as uncharacterized. The transcript has 2 exons. The record is from RefSeq and is a predicted model, not a curated record. Bases 30 to 2333 code for a protein of 767 amino acids. Lineage: Eukaryota; Metazoa; Arthropoda; Malacostraca; Decapoda; Portunidae.